Messenger RNA from Fragaria vesca subsp. vesca, 2853 nucleotides. RefSeq names its product probable LRR receptor-like serine/threonine-protein kinase At1g67720-like. Gene Ontology annotation, biological process: protein phosphorylation. The record is from RefSeq and is a predicted model, not a curated record. Lineage: Eukaryota; Viridiplantae; Streptophyta; Magnoliopsida; Rosales; Rosaceae. Bases 2 to 2785 code for a protein of 927 amino acids. The transcript is spliced from 14 exons. Gene Ontology annotation, molecular function: ATP binding; protein kinase activity; protein binding.
AAUGGCUUCAUUAUAUUACUUCAUGUUCUUAUUUCUUUACUUGGUUUCCUCUGUUGAGUCCCAAGUUCAAGAGUUUGUUAGUAUUGACUGUGGAGGUUCAAGAAAUUCCAGUGACCCAAGUACUGGACUUCCAUGGAUUUCAGACAUGGGUCUCAUGAAACAGGGGAAAUCAGUUCCAGUACAAGACCCAAAUGGGAGCUUGGUACAGUAUCAAACCCGCAGAGAUUUCCCCAUAGACAACAAAAAGUACUGUUACACCCUAAGCACACAAGAGAGGAGAAGGUAUCUAGUUCGUGCAACGUUUCAAUAUGGCAGCCUGAAAAGUGAGGACACAUACCCGAAAUUCGAGCUUUAUUUGGAUACAACUAUGUGGUCUACUGUGACUAUUUUCGAAGCCUCGAGGACAUAUGUGAAUGAGAUGAUCAUCAGGGCAUCGUCGAAUUCGGUUGAUGUUUGCAUAUGUUGUGCUACAACUGGUGUCCCGUUCAUUUCCACUUUGGAGCUGAGGCCUUUGAACAUUUCUAUGUAUGCCACGGAUUUCGAGGAUGAUUUCUUCUUGAAAGUGGCUGCUAGGGUGAACUUUGGUGCUCCAAGCACGGAUGUCAUCAGGUACCCUGAUGAUCCCUAUGACCGGAUUUGGGACUCGGAUCUUGUGAAAAGGCAAAACUAUCUGGUAGGGGUGGCACCUGGUACAGAAAGAAUCAAUACAUCUAGGAAUGUGGAUACAGGGAGCAGAGAAUACCCACCUAUGAAGGUGAUGCAGACUGCGGUGGUUGGCACAAAAGGAACACUGAGCUACAGAUUGAAUCUAGAUGGUUUUCCAGCAAAUGCUCGAGCUUAUGCUUAUUUUGCGGAAAUAGAGGAUUUGGGUGCCAAUGACAGUAGGAAGUUUAGAUUAGAGCAACCUUACUUGCCGGAGUAUAACAGUGCGGUGGUGAAUAUUGCUGAGAAUGCAAAUGGGAUGUACACUCUUUAUGAACCAAGCUACAUGAAUGUGAGUCUGGAGUUUGUUCUGUCAUUUGCCUUUGUUAAGACCCCGGAUUCUACUCGAGGACCACUUCUAAAUGCAAUUGAAAUAAGUAAAUAUGUGCCGAUUGCUGCAAAGACGGAUAGGCAAGAUUUCGCUGUUCUCAAUAUCCUUCGUCUCAUGUCCUCUGAAAGUCUAUCGCUGGAUGAAGGUGAUCCAUGUGUCCCAACUCCCUGGGAAUGGGUGAAUUGUAGUACUACAACACCAUUAAGAAUUACAAAAAUUGACUUAUCAGGGAGAAAUAUGAAGGGUGAAAUUCCAUUGGAGCUCAAUAACAUGCAGGAGUUGACAGAGUUGUGGUUGGAUGGUAACUCCUUCAGCGGACCAUUUCCUGACAUCAGUAAUCUUAUCAAUAUAAAGAUUCUGCAUAUAGAGAAUAACAAAUUGACUGGUGCACUACCUUCUUACCUGGAUAGCUUGUCAAAUUUGCAAGAACUGUACAUUCAGAACAAUUCUUUCAGUGGGGAAAUUCCUGCAGGACUGUUAACGGGGAAAGUCACUUUUGAAUACAAAGAUAAUCCCGGGCUACACAAGGGAGCACAAAAGCACAAGCAUUUUAAGUUGAUAAUUGGAAUUUCAGUUGGAGUACUGGUGGCUGUUAUCAUUUUAAUCUUGGGGGCUCUAUUGCUAUUGCGUAGUCUUCGAGAAAAGUCACAUCAACAUAAAAGUGAUUCUCUGCGCGCCAGCACAAAGCCUUCAACAGCAUAUUCAGGUUCCCGGGGGCAUUUGAUGGAUGAAGGCAUAGCUUGCUACAUUACUCUCCCUGAUCUGGAAGAAGCCACUAACAGUUUUUCAAAGAAAAUUGGGAAAGGAAGCUUUGGAACUGUCUAUUAUGGGAGGAUGAAAGAUGGAAAAGAGGUAGCAGUUAAAAUGAUGGCUGAUUCAUCUACCCACAUGAAUAAGCAAUUUGUGACUGAGAUAGCCCUCUUGUCAAGAAUUCAUCAUAGGAACUUGGUUCCUCUAAUUGGAUACUGUGAGGAAGAACAUCAAUGCAUUCUAGUUUAUGAGUAUAUGCACAAUGGGACUUUACGAGAUCACUUACAUGGAUCUACUGUCCCCAAGCACUUGGAUUGGCUAACUCGCCUUCAGAUAGCAGAAGACGCAGCAAAAGGUCUUGAGUACUUACACACUGGAUGCAACCCUAGUAUUAUCCACCGGGAUGUAAAGACAAGCAAUAUUCUGCUGGACAUUAACAUGAGAGCCAAGGUGUCAGAUUUUGGACUGUCUAGGCAAGCAGAAGAAGAUUUAACUCAUAUAUCAAGUGUUGCUCGAGGAACAGUAGGGUACUUGGAUCCCGAGUAUUAUGCUAGUCAGCAGUUGACUGAAAAAAGUGAUGUCUAUAGUUUUGGGGUUGUUCUACUAGAACUGAUUUCAGGAAAAAAGCCUGUGUCACCAGAAGAUUUUGGUCCUGAAUUGAACAUUGUUCACUGGGCGAAAUCCUUAAUUCGUAAAGGGGAUGUAGUAAGCAUUAUGGAUCCAUUUCUGGAAGGGAGUGUCAAGAUUGAGUCCAUUUGGAGAAUUGCUGAAGUUGCAGUACAAUGUGUUGAGCAACAUGGAGUUUCUCGGCCAAGAAUGCAGGAGAUUAUUGUGGCCAUACAAGACGCUAUGAAGAUUGAAAAAGGCAGUGAAGCCAACCAGAGAAUAUCUUCAAGUAGUUCUUCGAAAGCACUAUCUUCCCGGAAAACCCUACUCACAAGCUUCCUUGAAAUCGAGAGUCCUGACAUAUCAAAAGAUUGCCUAACUCCAUCUGCAAGAUGAUUCUGUACUAUCUUCUAUUUUGCUCUUAACAAUACACCAUUCUAACAAUGAGCAUAGGUCUUCAAUCU